AUAAAAAAAUGGCAAGCUUGGAAAAAAAUAUUGUCAUUAAUGUAGCGGGAAUUCAGGAUGUCAAGCGUAUGGAGGAUCUCUAUAUGGCCAAGGAUACAUGGCACUUUGGGUUCAAGGAUGCGCUGCCGCUUCAGAUAUUGUUCUGUAAAAGUCAUGCGUAUCGCUUGCUCGUUUACGACAAUCAGGAGUUCCACAAACUACUGGCCUUCGGCACGUUCUGCAAUCACCCAGAUGUCCCAGUGCUGACCAACGAUAUGUGGCUGCACUGGCUCAACAGUCGCUUUUGCCUAGACUUUUAUAUCUCGCUGGUUAACACGAUAUUCUUCAACUUCUUUAUCUGCAAAGAGAACCAGCCCUUGAUCACCAAGAUGAUUAUCAUGGAGAUUUUCUACAACGAGCACAGGGUUAACUAUAUGAUUGUGGUCAAGCCACCGGGACUUUCAUCUGUGGCAUACGAGGCAGUUGAAGCGUUCGGUAAAUGCUACUAUCCCGAGAGCUCGACUGUCACUGAGAUGGCAUCUGCGCCCUCGAUCAUCGUGAUCCAACGACGGGACAUCAUGCCAGUACUGACCUUUCGCAAGGCCCUACCGGAGGAUAACGACGACAUUGUGGAGAUGAUUGAUUCCGAGGAUCCUCAUCCAAGAAAAGAGUACGGGGAUUUCUACAUAGCCGAGCACCUAUUGGCUAUGGAGGGAUCAAAGGAGGGAGCCAAGGGCACUGAAAAGAUUAUUAUUGCUGAGUUUGAGGAAGAGAUCACUGAGGGCGUCAAGGGAGCGGGUCUUAUGUGGUUGUCGGAUUAUGUAGACGUGGAGCAGCUGGCCACGAGCUUUCACUUGGAGCGAUUGGGUAAUCUGGCCAAGUAUACGCCGGGUCUCAAGCAUGCCCGUUUUGAAUACAAUGUUGUUUCUGCAGAGCAUAGGUCAUUGAAGAACCUGUACACAACAUCGCAAAUGGAAGAAAUGUUUCAAAUACUGGCCGAAUCCGCGUUGCAUAUAAAUGAAAAGGACAUUGCUUCAAAGAAGUUGCUCUUCGCCAAGUUCAAACACAUCUACGAGGAACUCCGAAGUGCAAGGUACUAUUACUAUGCCUACAAGGAUAAACUGACAAUCACCUUCGACUUGCCAGAGGGUGAAAAAGCGCAUAACCCCAAUCGGUCCCAGGUUUUGGCCCAGGCGUCCAAUGCCUUCCUGCUCAAGAUGUUCCAGUUGCAUCCUUUGGUGCGGCCCGAGUAUACCUUCUUUGCGCUGUCGGCUGUAUUCAGUGCCUUCCCAGAUCUCGAUUACUGCGUGACAACGGUGCCGACCAUAAUGACCAUGAGUCCUUGUCAGCAGGAAUUGCUGCGGUUUUUUCUGCCCAUUUACUUACGGCCAAAUUGCACAGUCGAAGAGAACGUAUUCGUUGCCAAUCGCAGCACCUUGUUUGGCGAAAUCCGCGUAUUCCGUAUGGAGAGGCACGAGGUCGAUGAUAUUAGAAACAUCAUCUCCGCGCAAUCCUCCAGCAGGUAUUCCCACAUGCCUGAUAAUGAGGAGGACACAAACGGUGGGGACAACUACAUAGAUGAGGUUCUUCAUCUUUUUAAUCAAAUCUUCGAGGAUAUGUUUGAUAAUACCGACAGUGAAUUCAGCUGCUUCACCGUUCGCUGUGGUAAAUCCAAAUGGCUUGCGGAAUGUCCAAUUGUGGGGUUCAUUAUAUUGAGACCCUUUCUGGGCUAUAAGGAAUUGUGCAGGCUAUUUAUGCUGCCUCGGGAUCAGUUCAAUUUAACCAACAACCGGGGAGAGGUCCUCAUCUUCAAGCUACAUCCCUUCUUCCAGAUGUGGAGCAGUACCAUCUUUCGGACGGUGGCCUUGUACGAUGAUUACCAGGAACUUUACUACAUCAAUUACUUUAUGGGUAUUUCUUUGCCCAAUGACCUCACGUCCAACAUGAUGCCCUUGGAGCCGCGACGCAUGAAAAAGAACCAUUUCCAAAAAGCCAUCUUUCGGAGGCGCUCCUCCAACAUGGUCAACCUGCAUGGCGCGGAAAAGACCACCAGUCGACUACGUGCCUUCUGUUACAAUCUGAUGCCUACCAAGCAUCUGGGGACUCAGCAGUCCCUGUUGAUCAUAGGUUUCUCUGAGAUUGCUCGUGCCUUCCUGCGCAUUAUUAUCUUUUCCUGGAACACUAAAGAUUUAGACAAGUUCAGAAAGUUUAACUGCCUGCCCAAGAUGGAUCUCACGAUAGUGGUGCCGCAGGGAGUUGUGGAGGCAGCCUACGACUGCGAAUUCAGGUGCGCUUACUGCCACAAUGGCAGAAACUGUUAUGUAAAUACCGGCAACGAUCAUCCCUAUGUAAGGGAUACUACGCAACGGUUGGACAUAAGGCACUGGGUCCGCUUUGUCCCCGGAACACUGAAGAAAAUAGAUAGAGAAAAGCAAAUUGUAGAUCUGGUGGACGGAUGCAGACUUCACUACGAGACACUCGUCAUAAUGGAUGACACAAAGUUUGGCUUUGAGGAUAGCGAGUUCAACGGUCGUCAGCCACCGGCGAACUAUGUGGCGAACAAUUAUCGACUGGACCGGAUUAUCUUUUACCACAAGCUACGAGAGUUGGUUCAAUGGGGGGAACCCUUCAACGUUAUAGUGUACGGCUAUGGAAUAGCUGCCUAUGAGUGCCUACACUUUAUGGUGACCCACGGCUGCAUGGCCAAGCAUAUUACGUACGUGCAGCCCCACAUGUCGACAGCGCCCGAGGAGCAGGGUAAUCCCUGUGCCGAUAACACACUAGAUCCUAUCAUACUGGAAAUGGUUGCUGAUCUGGGUAUCACGACUUAUGUAUCGACCAACUACUCUAGGUUUUACUUUAACGAAAAAGACUACUCCAUCGAGCGCGUGGAGUUUAUAACGAUUCCUCGUAAAAACAAAAUUUUGCUGGACUGCACUCUGUUCGUCAACUAUAAUUCUAAUUUCAUGUCCUCGUCGUUGGAAAAAAUUCUUGCCGAUGCGAACCUUGAAAUGUGGCACAGGAAUAUUGUGGUCAAUACACGUUUCUGUACGGUUGAUCCCGACAUCUAUGCGGCGGGCAAAAAUAUAGUCAUAGACCCCUUGCCCAACUAUCAGUUCAAACACACCAAUCCACAGGAAUGCGCCGAGAAGGUGGCCUUUGAGCUGGGCAUGCUGAAGAUAGUGAUGCAGCCGCGCUUUAUAAGGCCCUACAUGUUCACGGGCAUGCUGCCCAUGGGUUAUCACAUCGUCAAGGUCAUUCAACCCAAACCACUGCUCAUUGGCCAACUUCCGGCGGAUUUUACCGAAAAUAUGACAACCUACGAGGAUGGAGACUUUGUGCGUAUUCGACUCAACUUAAAGAGGAUUGUCACGGAGAUUGUGUGCGUCACCAAGAAGGAGAAGAGACUUUACUUCCUGGAAUACUUUUGCGGCAAGCACGCCAAGCUGCUUAACGACAUACGCGGUCGCUACAAGUCGGGCUGGAUUACCAAUUUUCUUCAAUUCUUCCAGCAGCCCUGGACGGAGCUGAUAAUGCACGAAAGAUUCGAGGAUUUGCAGCUGAAGAACCGACGAGUCCUGCUAUCCAUGCUGCUCAUGAGCAACAAGAUUACGGAUACUGUGUCCGGUGUCGAUAUGGCGCAAAGAAAGAAGCUAGAGGAGAAUGUAAUUGAAUUUGUUCGAACCUAUCGCGAAGAUUUCAACCAUGAAUUCGCUCUGCCCGAAGAUGUGGAUUCUGAGAAAAAUUUCGAAAUAUUUUUCGCAGUAGAUCAGUGAACUUUUGUUGUCCCAACCCUUAAGUUAUGUGAACUUUUAUGAAUUAGGCUUAGGUAUCCUAAGUUCUUACCUAUAUAAUGACCCUAUAUUCCUACGCCCACUUAGUUUUUUACCAAAUUAAAUAAAUGGGAUUAUGUUUAACGCAGCUAUGUAUUUAAGUGUGUGUAUUGCAUACAAGGCUAAAUAACUAAACCAAUUAAUUCAUUGCAAGUUUA
This is a messenger RNA of Drosophila kikkawai, 3970 nucleotides long. Its product is annotated as cilia- and flagella-associated protein 61. The record is from RefSeq and is a predicted model, not a curated record. NCBI's taxonomy places the organism in Eukaryota, Metazoa, Arthropoda, Insecta, Diptera, Drosophilidae.